AUGUACACUAAUAAAUCCAUCCAAAGAUUCACCAUGAACCGAUGUCCGACCCAAAUUCUGUUACCCAUACUCACGAUUCUCCUGCCGUAUAUAUCCACGCUCAACCUUCCAAGUGGAGAUCCGGCCCCAGGUCGCUCCCCUGGUCCACCCUUCUAUGAAAACAUGGAUUUAGACUACGAAGAGACAACAACCAAUGAAGCUACAACAAUGGAGGUGAUGAGUGAUGCUUGUAAGUACGAGAGAAUCUCCAGUGAAAGUGAACAGGUGGUGACACUGAGUGACGCUGAUAGUGAAGUGAAUCUGACUGUCAACCAUGCUGUGUUUGAUACUGCUGAACUUGUUCGAGGAGUCGUUUAUGAUGGUAAGUAG
Leptosia nina is the source of this 369-nucleotide messenger RNA. The record is from the annotation of a GenBank genome assembly. Lineage: Eukaryota; Metazoa; Arthropoda; Insecta; Lepidoptera; Pieridae.